Molecule: messenger RNA, 1006 nt
Organism: Brassicogethes aeneus
Lineage: Eukaryota; Metazoa; Arthropoda; Insecta; Coleoptera; Nitidulidae
Source: the annotation of a GenBank genome assembly
AUGACGUUUCUUUUCGACGUCAAAAUGGCGCUUAACCUACAAGUAAAAGUUCACCCGGUGGUUUUAUUCCAAAUCGUGGACGCCUUCGAGCGCAGAAAUGCUGAUUCUCAAAGAGUCAUCGGUACCCUACUCGGUACAUUGGACAAAGGAGUGGUCGAGGUAACGAAUUGUUUCUGUGUACCCCACAAGGAGUACGAUGAUCAGGUUGAAGCGGAGUUGGCCUAUGCCAUGGACAUUUACGAGUUAAACAAGCGCGUAAACUCUAACGAGGCUAUUGUUGGUUGGUGGGCGACUGGUAAUGAAGUCACAAAUCACAGCUUUGUAAUCCACGAGUACUACUCCAGAGAAUGCAACAACCCUGUUCACUUAACAGUUGAUACAAGCUUACAAGGGGGACGAAUGGGGCUUAAAGCGUAUGUGUGUGUACAAUUGGGAGUCCCAACUGGUAAACAAGGGUGUAUGUUCACUCCGAUACCAAAUGAUGUUACUUGUUAUGAUCCCGAAGUCUUUGGCUUGCAAUUGUGUCAAAAAACCAUGAGUGCCAACCCUGGAAGAACUAGGCAUGUAAAUCCCAUGUUGGAUUUGGUCCAGGUUGCAGAAGCUGGUACCAAAAUGGGGGUUAUGUUGGAGCAAGUUUUGGCUUACGUUGAAGAAGUUUUGGCCAACCAAGUUCAACCAAACAAUGCUGUUGGGAGAAGUUUGUUGGAUUUGGUGAAUUCUGUACCACAUAUGUCCAAUGAACAGUUUUCUGACAUGUUUAAUUCAAACGUUAAAGAUUUGCUUAUGGUUGUUUCUUUGUCUCAAUUAAUUAAAACUCAACUGCAAUUAAAUGAAAAAUUGACCUUAUUGACAUCAGCAUAAGUUAAAAGUAUUGGUUUUUGUAUUUUUUACUGUAAAAACAGCAUAUUUUGUUUGAAAAAGUUUUAAAAAACACUGUAUUUUUAGUAAAAAAGUGUAAAAAUUGUAUAUUUGGUAGAAAUUCAAAUAUAUUCAUUCUUAUUUUUCC